Molecule: messenger RNA, 547 nt
Organism: Rhipicephalus microplus (southern cattle tick)
Lineage: Eukaryota; Metazoa; Arthropoda; Arachnida; Ixodida; Ixodidae
Product: mite group 2 allergen Tyr p 2-like
Biological process (GO): sterol transport
Molecular function (GO): sterol binding
Source: RefSeq, a predicted model, not a curated record
GAUCCCCAUUGAACCACUGCCACCGGUCCUUUCAGUCACAAUGGCCCGUCACUGCUCCCUUCUCGCUUUUUGCCUCGUCGCUGUAGUGGCUCCAGCCGUCCGCGGUGACCUUACCCAAGUACAAGUCGAGGAAUGCUCAUCUGGAUCCACGAGCAACGUGGACGCUGUUCGCAUUAGCCACUGUGCCACGCUGCCAUGCACCGUAACGCUGGAGGACAAGCCCAAGGUUGAGAUCGACUUCCGCGCAGCUCACGACUCCAAGACUCUUCGCGUGCGUGUGCUCGGUGCUAUUGGUGACAUCGCGCCUCAGCCGUUCCCGGCUUUCAAGACCGAUGCCUGCAACUUCAUGGGCGUCAGCUGCCCGCUUAAGGCUGGCGACAAGUACACCGCCAAGUUUGAGCUCGCCAUGUCCCCGACCUUCCCACCGGUUGCCGGGAAGGCUGUCUUCAAGGGCCAAGACGCCGCCGGUGAAUUCUUCUGCUUCAAGGUUCCGGUGGAGCUCAAGCACUAAUUAGCAAUAAACGUAUGUCUUACCCGGUCGCAUCUA